AUGAACCUCUUCUCAGAAAUGAUUAGUAGAGGUUUUACUCCAGACGUUGUUACUUACAACUCUUUGGUUCAUGGACUUUGCAAUAUAGGCCAGUGGAAAGAAGCUACAUUGCUGUUGAACGAAAUGUUGAGUAAAGGUAUCUUCCCCGAUGUACCCACCUUCAAUGUCUUGGUUGAUGCACUUUGUAAACAAGGGAUGGUUGUGGAAGCCGAAAGUGUGGUUGAGAUAUUAAUGAUUCAAAGAGGUGCUGAGCCUAAUUCGAUUACAUAUAAUUCGCUUAUGGACGGUUACUGUUUGCGAGGAGAAAUGGACGAGGCGAGACACGUUUUUGAUCUAAUGGUUAGGAAGGGCUCUAUGGUUAAUGUUUAUAGUUGUAACAUAUUGAUAAACAGAUAUUGCAAGAAGAAAAAGAUUGGUGAGGCCAAUAAAGUUUUUAAGGAAAUGCGUUGUCGGGAACUUGUUCCUAAUACCGUUACUUUUAACACUCUCAUUGACGGUUUUUGUAAAGCGGGGAGAAUACAAGAAGCAGAAGAGCUGUUCUCUGAGAUGCAAGGUUGUGGCCAACUUCCAGAUGUUCAAACUUUUGCUGUUUUACUUGAUGCUCUAUGCAGUAACCAACAAGUUUCUACGGCAUUAGAAUUGCUUAAUGAGAUGGAAGCCAACAAAUUGGAACUAGAUGUUCUAGUUUAUACUGUUGUUAUUGCUGGUUUGUGUAAAGCUGGAAACAUUGAAUCUGUAAGAGCUGUCUUCUCUGGUUUAUCAUCAAAAGGAGUUCAGCCAAAUGUGAGGACAUUUAAUGUAAUGAUAUGUGGACUCUGUAACAGAGGCCUAUUUAUUGAAGCAGAAAAGUUGCUGGGAGAGAUGCGAGAGAAGGGCUGUUCUCCAGAUAGUUGGACCUAUAAGUCUAUAACAUCAUUAUCCGAGGGUUAUUAA
Molecule: messenger RNA, 933 nt
Organism: Rosa chinensis
Lineage: Eukaryota; Viridiplantae; Streptophyta; Magnoliopsida; Rosales; Rosaceae
Product: pentatricopeptide repeat-containing protein At3g22470, mitochondrial
Exons: 1
Coding region: 1-933 (310 amino acids)
Molecular function (GO): protein binding
Source: RefSeq, a predicted model, not a curated record